Durusdinium trenchii is the source of this 606-nucleotide messenger RNA. Lineage: Eukaryota; Dinophyceae; Suessiales; Symbiodiniaceae. The record is from the annotation of a GenBank genome assembly.
AUGGACGACCUGUUGCCUGAGCGCUUGCUGUUCCUUGCCGAUGCGCCGACCUGUGCGGCGCUGCUGCGCUGCAGUUGGCGCUUCGCGGUGGUGGGGCGUCGCGCGAAAGAGCGGCUGCAGCAGGGACUGGUGACCGAAGUCACGGACUCCUUCAGGUUCUACGAGUUGCACAUCACGGUGGUGCGUCCCAAGUUGCCGAAUGGUGACCUCCAUGGUCUCGAGAAGGGCGGCUGUAUCCCCUACCGCGUGGGAGGGCCAGGAGAGGCCUCCUUCUACUCGGAGCGUUGGUGGUGUGAAGGGCACUUGCUGUCGGAUUGCUUCUGGGAGACGAACAGCUGGAAGUACUUUGCCCGCUAUGAGAUGCACGAGAUUUGUCAAAGCAAGGAGUACGAAGAACUGCCGAAGCCUUUGCCUUUGGAACAUCCAAAGCUGCAAUGCUUGAACCUGGACACCUAUGGAGUGUUGUGUUUACGGAGACGCUUUGGUGAGACUGGGGAAGCAGAAGAAGUGUGGUGUCCGGAUUUCUUGAAAGAAGAUGGCAACCCAAGCACUUGGGACAUGACGAGAAUGGAAAGCGCCUUUAUGGGACUUUGGCAUUUCUACUGA